UCGUCUCUUCAUCUAAAACAGUUUAUGUCAGGUAAAGAAAAGAAAGAUGAACGGCGGAGGAAAGGUGGCCUGCGUCACCGGAGCUUCUGGUUACGUAGCUUCUUGGAUUGUUAAGCUUUUGCUCCUUCGUGGCUACACCGUCAGGGCUACCGUUCGAAACCCAACGGACACGGCGAAAACAGAACAUCUUCUUGCACUUGACGGUGCAGACGAAAGACUCAAACUGUUCAAAGCAGAUCUUUUGGAAGAAUAUUCCUUCGAGCAAGCUAUCGAAGGUUGUGAAGCUGUUUUCCAUACGGCUUCUCCGGUUAAGUUCAUCGUCACGGAUCCUCAGACUGAGCUAAUAGAUCCAGCACUAAGGGGUACUAUGAACGUCCUUAAUACAUGCAAGAAAACUUCCUCUGUCAAAAGAGUCAUUGUAACAUCGUCCAUGGCUGCGGUUAUCGUUCGUCAACCCCCUUUGGAGCCAAACGACGUGGUGGACGAGUCUUUCUUCUCUGAUCCAAGUGUUUGCAUGGAAACAGAGUACUGGUAUCCACUCUCCAAGACUUUGGCAGAGAAUGUAGCGUGGCAAUUUUCCAAAGACAAUGGAAUGGACAUGGUCUUCAUUAAUCCAGGAUUUAUAAUCGGCCCACUUUUGCAACCAACCCUUAAUUUUUCGGUAGAGAUGAUUGUGGAUAUGAUAAACGGUAAGAACCCUUUCAACUCAAUAUACUACAGGUUCGUGGACGUGAGAGAUGUUGCCUUGGCUCAUGUCAAUGCAUUGGAGACUCCUUCGGCCAAUGGCAGAUACAUAAUGGAUGGCCCAAGUAUGACCAUAUACGAGAUUAAAGAGAUUAUGCGUGAAUUAUUUCCAGAUUUGUGUGUUGCUGAUACGAAAGAAGAAGGUGAGAUCAAAGAAAUCAUUUACAAAGUGUGUGUGGAGAAAGUGAAGAAUUUGGGAGUUGAGUUCACUCCUCUCAAAUCAAGCCUUAGAGAUACUAUCAUUAGCCUCAAAGAAAAAUGUCUCAUAUGAGAAUAUGAUGACGUUCAUAUAUGUAUUACAACUUCUAUAUUAGUAUUAUUGGAUGUAUUUAAGUUGUGGAAACUUGGGGUUGGAACCGCUCUUGCAACCAACUCUUAUAAACAGAUAUUUCGCUCAUAACAACUAU
Messenger RNA from Brassica oleracea var. oleracea, 1151 nucleotides. RefSeq names its product cinnamoyl-CoA reductase 1-like. Lineage: Eukaryota; Viridiplantae; Streptophyta; Magnoliopsida; Brassicales; Brassicaceae. Gene Ontology annotation, molecular function: oxidoreductase activity, acting on the CH-OH group of donors, NAD or NADP as acceptor. The record is from RefSeq and is a predicted model, not a curated record. Bases 47 to 1015 code for a protein of 322 amino acids. The transcript is spliced from 5 exons.